This is a messenger RNA of Aspergillus saccharolyticus JOP 1030-1, 1010 nucleotides long. It is a transcript of the gene cdc42, whose product is annotated as Rho family GTPase CDC42. Gene Ontology annotation, molecular function: GTP binding; GTPase activity. The coding region runs from base 132 to 710 and encodes 192 amino acids. The transcript is spliced from 4 exons. Gene Ontology annotation, biological process: small GTPase-mediated signal transduction. NCBI's taxonomy places the organism in Eukaryota, Fungi, Ascomycota, Eurotiomycetes, Eurotiales, Aspergillaceae. The record is from RefSeq and is a predicted model, not a curated record.
CUUUCCCCCCCCCUCACGGUUCACCGCAUUUACCUUUCCUCCCGUCCACCUCUCGGAUUCCGACACUCUUCCACCUGAACCGUCUACACACUUUCUCUGGUGACUUUCUUGGGUAGUCCAAGGUCUACAAUAUGGUUGUAGCCACAAUCAAGUGUGUUGUCGUCGGUGACGGUGCGGUUGGCAAGACCUGCCUGUUAAUUUCGUACACAACGAACAAGUUCCCUUCGGAAUAUGUUCCUACCGUCUUCGAUAACUAUGCUGUUACGGUCAUGAUCGGCGAUGAACCAUACACCCUAGGUCUCUUCGAUACCGCCGGUCAGGAAGAUUAUGAUCGUCUUCGGCCUCUUUCUUACCCCCAGACCGAUGUCUUCCUAGUCUGCUUCUCAGUCACUUCCCCCGCCUCCUUCGAGAACGUUCGCGAGAAAUGGUUCCCCGAAGUUCAUCACCACUGCCCGGGUGUGCCUUGCCUCAUCGUCGGCACCCAAACCGAUUUGCGCGACGAUCCGGCCGUUCGGGAAAAGCUUUCCCGUCAAAAGAUGCAGCCGAUUCGCAAGGAAGACGGAGAUCGGAUGGCCAAAGAACUGGGUGCUGUGAAAUACGUGGAGUGCUCUGCUUUGACGCAGUACAAGCUCAAGGACGUUUUUGAUGAGGCUAUUGUUGCCGCACUCGAGCCUGCCCCCAAGAAGUCUAAGAAGUGUGUGGUUUUGUAAACCAAUCACGGCUCCUACCCCGCAGGCUGGUACAUGCCAGAGAGCUGCACACUUUUUCAUUAGGGCAUGCGGAUAUGUCGUAUGAUUUUGGAGGAACGGAUUGCUUUAUUUCGCCAUACAGAGUUUUGGGACUUUCAUUCGGAGGAGGGGCAGGCUUACUCGACCGCCGUCUGACCUGAGACUUAUAUGUGUUUUUGUCUCCGAUCAUUGAGUGAAUAUCAUCCAUGCAGCCCACAGCUAUGACACUCGAGUGCAAGACCCGCUGUGACUCGGUUGCACCUGGGGAAAACUGCUGAGGGC